Molecule: messenger RNA, 724 nt
Organism: Chelmon rostratus (copperband butterflyfish)
Lineage: Eukaryota; Metazoa; Chordata; Actinopteri; Chaetodontiformes; Chaetodontidae
Gene: siva1
Product: SIVA1, apoptosis-inducing factor
Exons: 4
Coding region: 52-564 (170 amino acids)
Biological process (GO): extrinsic apoptotic signaling pathway
Molecular function (GO): CD27 receptor binding
Source: RefSeq, a predicted model, not a curated record
AACAAGUGUGGAAGUCUACAAGAUAACGGUGGGACUUUUCUGAAAGCUAAAAUGCCGAAACGAGCUUGUCCGUUUUCGGAAACCUUCUCUUCCCAGUACAAAAUACACAUCGGACAGCAAGAAUUGAAUAAUUAUGGCGUGUUUGGGUACAAAUACAGGCAAGAAAUCCACGAAAAGACGAAGAACUUACUCUUCAACGGUGCCAAAGCUGUGAUGGGCAAAAUGUGGACUGGAAAGGAGACGUGCACCGACAUGCAGUCCACUGGACAAGCUGAGACACCUGCAUGCAGCCAGACACUGCUAAGAGGACAGACAUUGAUUGGACAUGAUGGUAGACUGACCAGAACAAACACUGCACAAGGUGUGGCAGUGGCUCCUACAGGCUGCUGUGUGUGUCAGAAGAACCAGGGCUCCAGGGCGCCAUGCUCCCAAUGUGACCGUCUCGCCUGUUCCUCCUGUACCCAACAAUGCUCCAGCUGCUCCAGCCUCUGCUGCUCUAUCUGCACCAUCAUAGAUUACAGCGGGCGAUAUGAUGAAAUACUGUGCUGCAGUUGCUCGACGUAAAGGAAGAGGAGUUUCUUUGAACAUAUUUAGUUGCCUCACAUGAGAUAUUACUAACACUGCAUUUUACACCUGUGAUUUUUUUUUAUGUGAUCUGAAUGUUUUCUUGUAUAUUUGUAUUGCAUUCCAAAAGUGAAAUAAACUUGGAACACUUUUGAUAGUU